This is a messenger RNA of Rotaria sordida, 1428 nucleotides long. Lineage: Eukaryota; Metazoa; Rotifera; Eurotatoria; Philodinida; Philodinidae. The record is from the annotation of a GenBank genome assembly.
AUGGGUAAUUCAACAAUGUCAUUAUCCAUGUUCAACGAUCUUUGUCAAAAUGUUUUGAAAUUAGUAGCAACUCGACUUGUCUCAUUACGUUUAACAUUAACCAAUGCUAUUGGUGGAUGGUCACUUAUUUCAUCAUCUUUGAAAUAUCAAACAACAUUGCUUCAACGCCUUCAUCUAAUCAAUAUUACACCACAUGAGUUUGAUAAUUUACUGCGUAACCCUUUAAUAAAAGGAUUACAUACAUUAUUAGUUGAUGUGACAUCAUCUAGUCCAUUUCAUUAUUUGGAUGGUGAAGGAGUUUAUUUAACUAAGGUAUGUUCGCAAGUGCCUCUUCUAAAAAAUUGUCGACUUCCAUUUAAUGUUUAUCAUAAAGGUCGAUAUGAUGUAGACAAAUAUUCAGCGCUAUCAAUAAUGAGUUUACCAAGUUUAUUAAAUACAACUCAUCUUCGUACAUUGUCAAUUGGUAUGAAUACGUCACGCUUUCUCAAACGUUUAAUCACCUGUAUACCAUUUAUUGAAAAUCUUUCUGUUGGUGUACAAGAUCUAGAAAUGAAUCAGAAGGAGAGUUUUGAUAUAAUCUCACUACCUGUCGCUGUCGAUGCGCAUCUUCUUUUAUAUCUAUCUCGUUUACAUAUAAAUUGCAAAGAUUGCAUUAGUUUUCACCGAGCUAUUGCGCUUUUCUCGUCUGUGUUUGGUCAACUUUGUCAUCUAUCAUUAAAAUUAGAAACGGGUGUAGUAAUCUCUAGUCCAUUGACUAUAUCAGGUGAUAUUAUUCAAGAGUUAUGUGUUGAUCGUCUCAAUCCAGAAGCAAUCUAUAAUCUUAAUCUAAAUUUAUAUGUUGAACAUGAUGCGAAGGAAAAAAUAAUUUUUAAUUCAUUUUUGACAGCUCCAUUUACUAAUCGACAACGAUCGAAAGUAUUUAUUCAAGAACUUAUUAGUGAUGAUGUCGAUCAUAAUUGUCAUUAUUUUACGGUAUUCACUUUACCAUGUUAUGAGAGAAAACUUCCAACAUAUAUGUUUUCUAGAGCUCUAGAAAAAUCUUGUCCAAUGCCAAUUCAUGCAGUAGAUUUGUUUCCACGCGCUAAUGAAUUAUUUCUUCAUGGUUAUAGGAAUGAGAAUUGUGUUUUAGAGCUGGUACAAACAGGUUCAACAUAUUGCCUUAUUUGUGGACCGGGUCGUUACUGCCCAGAUCCAGCUGGUCUACCUGUUCUAUGUGCACCUGGCUCAGCACAAGUUAAUUUAGGAUCAGUUCAGUGUGAAUUGUGCAAAGAUGGCGCCUAUGCUGAUAAACCUGGCAUGGCUGUAUGUAUUUCAUGUCCACCUGGAUAUGCUUGCAGUAGUACAACUCGUGAAGGUCUCCCAUGUCCAACCAAUCGAUUUGGUGGUCAAAGUAAAUGUGUCGACAACGGCGAAUCAAUGAUCGGGUAA